Molecule: messenger RNA, 2679 nt
Organism: Ilex paraguariensis (yerba mate)
Lineage: Eukaryota; Viridiplantae; Streptophyta; Magnoliopsida; Aquifoliales; Aquifoliaceae
Source: the annotation of a GenBank genome assembly
AGAAGAUGCAUUAGCAGAGACAGCGAUUGCGCUCCUUGUGAAAGAUUUGCCUAGUGCUGUCCAUAUUCUUGGUCAGGAUCUUCUUCAAUUUCAAACUCGAUUUAAGAAGAUAAAAAAGAUCUUACUAUCAUGCGGGCCUUCCUCACUGACACAGACAAGCUUAAAGGGACGUUGAAAACACUUGAGGUAACCUCGGAUGAGCUAAGGGAACUAAUUUAUGAAGCUGAUGACCUGGUGAUGGAUUGUCGAAUUCGAGCAGAGUAUCCGAAGAGCAAAGGGAGUUUUUCAUGCUGUCAUCUAUCUUCUCGUGAACUAUUCUUCCGCUAUCAAACAGGAAAGAAGUUGAUCAAUAUUAGCAAGCAAUUUGAGCAAAUGCAACCGACUUUGAAGGUAUAUCUUGAGGCAGCUGCACGAUUCAACAGUGAAGGCAGCAGGGGCGAAAUGCGGAGGAGUUCACAAGUUUUCAAACAAUCAGAAAUAGUUGGGUUAACAGAAGAUGCUAAAAGAAUAAAAGGGUGGAUUCUCCCUCGCAAUAAGGAAUUACAUUACAUUGGUAUUGUGGGGAUGGGGGGCUUGGGCAAAACUACCAUUGCUCAAAAGAUCUUUAAUGAUAAAGAGGUAAAAGCUCGAUUUCAAGAGAGAAUUUGGGUGCCCGUAUCUGAAAAUGCCAAUGUGUAUGAAAUACUGAAGAGUAUCUUGAAACAGUUAAGAGCAGAUGAUCAAGCCACCAGUGACUUGCCGCACAAAAUAUGCCAGGUGCUUUCGGAUAAAACUUAUCUAAUUGUCUUGGAUGAUGUAUGGAAUAUCAAAAAUGGUUGGUGGGAAACAAUCUCAAUUGGACUUCCAAGUACAGAGGAGCACAGCGGUUGCAUCAUAAUCACAUCAAGGAUUGUGGAUGUCGUGAAAGACAUGGGAGUGAUGGAAACACGAGUUCAUCAACCAAAGCUUCUUGAUGAAGAAGAGGGUUGGUCAUUAUUGUGUAAAGUUGCCUUCAAGUCAAAGAAACAAGGAAGUACGAACUCCAACUUGGAAAAAAUAGGAAAGGAGAUUGUGACAAAGUGCGGCGGCCUUCCGUUAGCAAUCAAGGCCAUAGGAGGUUCGCUAUCCUCAAAGAAUUCUUCAAUUCCUGAGUGGGAUCGGAUUUGUAAAACUUUUCGUGCAAAAAUAGCAACGAAAAUAAUAAUUCUGUUAUGGCUUCUUUGCAGCUAAGCUAUGAUGAGCUUCCUACUCAUUUAAAGCAUUGUAUACUGUGCUUCUCAAUAUACCCAGAGGACCACGAAAUAAGCACUGAGCAGCUGGUUCGCUGGUGGGUGGGGGAAGGCUUUGUCUACGAGGAAGACACAGAAACUGCAAGAGAUAUGGCUGACUGUUACCUGGCCGAAUUGAUCAGCAGAUGCUUAGUUGAAGUUAUUCAACGAAGGAGUUAUGAUGGAAGAAUCUAUAGUUGCAAAAUGCAUGACAUGGUUCGGGAUUUGAUGAUUAAAAUUGCAAGGGAAGAGACAUUCAGCAGUUUUGACAGAGGUAAUAAGCAUAUACCCGCCAUUGAUACUCGCCGGUUAGGUGCCACAAGUGAAAUGAAUCUCCAUCUCCUUCAGGGAAACUCAAAGAUAAGAGCAUUAUUAUGUAUGGAGAGUUGUUUGAUUCACUUAAAUAGGAGUAGUGGGUUGGCCAUGGUAAAGUCUCUGAGGGUUUUGGACCUCUCGCAUAUUAAGCUGAACAAAAAUACGACUAUGAGGGAUCUAUGGCAUUGGAUCACUUUCCAGAAACGCCUAGCUUACUUAAAGCUUUGCAAUGUUGCAAAUUUGGUUGAACUGCCAGACUCGAUUGAAAAGCUAUGGGGCCUCCAGAUUUUGAUCCUUGGCGAAUGCAAGAAGCUAAACAAGUUAUCUGCAUUGAUAACAACUCUUCCAAAAUUAACGGUUUUGGAUGUGGGGAAUUGUUCAUUACUCAAGUGCUUGCCCCAGGGACUUUCAAGACUUUCCAAUCUUCAAGAGCUGUAUGGUUUUAAAAUAGCCAGUCAGACGGAUGCAGAAGGUUGUCCUCUUGAUGAGCUUAGGGGUCUAUCACACCUUCGGGUGCUGCGAAUUGAGAUAGAGGCAGAAAGCAUAAUUCUGGAUAAGGAAGUGACAGCCUUAGCACAACUUCAAAAACUUAGAGUGUUAUCAAUCAAUGCUGGGGAUUGUGUUGACAAGAAUAUCCUAGAAAAGCUUGAGAAGCUUUCCCCUCCGACAUGUCUUGAAGAGCUGUAUUUGGGGCAUUACUUUGGAAACAAUACACCACAAUGGAUAAACCCCAUUUCACUCCCACAACUGCAAUAUCUUUGUAUCGAAGACUCGAGGGUCCUGGAGGACACACACACGGACUUCUGGGGCAACAAAGAUAACAGGUGGAAAGUAAAAGGGUUAUGUUUGAAGUUUUUGCCAAGACUGAAGAUCGAAUGGGCAACAGUGCUGAGUGCGAUGUCUGAACUGAAUUUCUUGGAGGUCAGUCACUGUAACUCAUUGCAAUCAUUCCGUUGUGAUGUCAGGGCUCUAGGAUAUUGGAGGAAAGGGGAGGAAGAGGAAGAUAUCAAAAAGGAAGAGACCAAAGAGGAAGAGAUCAAAAAGGAAGAGAAAGAGGAAGACAAAGAUAUCAUAAAGGAAGAGACUGAAGAGGAAGAGAUCAAAAAGGAAGAGGAAG